Molecule: messenger RNA, 1962 nt
Organism: Hylaeus volcanicus
Lineage: Eukaryota; Metazoa; Arthropoda; Insecta; Hymenoptera; Colletidae
Product: calcyphosin-like protein
Exons: 6
Coding region: 272-916 (214 amino acids)
Molecular function (GO): calcium ion binding
Source: RefSeq, a predicted model, not a curated record
CCUAUAGAAUGCGACUAACCGCGUCAAAGGAACCCCUGUAUCGUCACUCGCCUUCCGGUCUUCUCCAGAGGUGUCACGCAUCUUUCAUCGACGCUCGCCCAUCGUAAUUCCUUCGUCGCAAUUUAUUCAACCGCGGUUCGAGAAUUACCUGGAUAUCGAGAUGGAGCCCCCUAAUUAGCAAGCGUUUGGUCCGAAUCAUCGAUGGCAGCGUCAACCGCCUGAAUCAGCCAACGCUUAUCUUGCCCGACGAAUCGUUAUUUAUUUAAGUUGGAUGUUCUUCUACAGACCGCAGAGCGCAACGACGAGGCAACAGAUUGAGAUGAUCAACAAGGCCCAACGGGCCGUACACACAACCACGGAUUCCAUCGAGAAACUGCGUCUGCUCUGCCUGGCCAGAGGUGCCAAUGGUAUCCUCGGCCUGGGUAGAGCGUUUCGUCUGAUGGACGAUGACGGCAACAAGCAGCUGAACCUUGAAGAGUUCACGAGAGGCUUGCAGGAAGCGGGCUUGGACGUCCCGGAAGAGGAAAUCCAGGAAAUGUUCAACAAAUUCGACACGGACGACGAUGGAAACGUUAGCGUCGACGAGUUCCUCGUCGCUAUACGGCCUCCGAUGUCUCAGAGCCGUAAGAACGUCGUGGAACAAGCAUUCCAAAAAUUGGACAAAUCUGGCGACGGGAUCAUCACGUGCGAUGAUCUGAAAGGCGUGUACAACGUGAAGUGUCAUCCUCGUUACAUCAGCGGCGAAGAAAGCGAGGAGAGCAUAUUGAACAAGUUCUUGGCUAAUUUCGAACAGAACAACACAAGAGAUGGCAUUGUUACCAAGGAGGAAUUCAUGAACUAUUACAGCGCGAUUAGCGCAAGUAUCGACCACGAUGCGUACUUCGACUUAAUGAUGCGCAACGCUUAUAAGCUCUGAACACUCAGCGGUAUCGCCUCACGAUAAGAGACAUACGUUCCUCGUAGCAUCUGGCUACAACAUACUCGCUUGAUCGGUGCUACGACUGAAUUAUCAACUUUGCAAAGUACGCCAGGCUUCCAUGGCCAAUGUCAACGUUCGAAGAACAUACCGCGUGGCUCUGUCGUCUCCAACUGUGUCCAACUUCGCAAACUGACAGCGUGUAAAACCGUGCAGCUGAGUUCAAGUUCAGGGGUUUCGCUAAUGAAAUAUUGACUUGGAAAGAGUGGCCACGAAUCAUUCCCCAACACCGACGCCACGAGGCUCUUCUGUAAUAAUUAACGAAUGAUUCUAAUUUCGCUCGAGGCUCAGCCUCCCGCGUGGCAAUUAAUCCGUGACUAAGCUAUCUCGCAAAAAGGCAAAGAGGUCAUAAUCAGAUUGUUGAGUAGCGUCUGUCAUUCUACUUCACAAAUCUAUGUACUUUAAGAUAGUUGUUUCGUGGAUAUAUUUAAUGGAGAAUUUUAACGAAACUUCGGUUGAUUGUUGUUUGCUUAAACAUGAAUCAUACGAGCCUAUUAUGUAUACAAUCUAUAAAAGCAUUGAAGGAAAUAUGUCUGUUUGCUUUCCAGAGUAUUACAUAUAACUAUGGUUGCACAGAUAAUUUUUAAUUAGAUAGCUUUUUCAGAAUUAAUCUGUAUAGAAUAAAAGGAACCAAACCUAAUAUAAAUUCUCAACUAUUUAUUGGUUAACACCCAGUAUAUACAUAUAAAUAUAGCCAUACAAAUUCUAACAUGUGUGUAUAACAUCUAAGGGAUAGAAGUUGGUUAUAGGGUCCAAUGCAGUGAAAACAUAUAUGCAUAUUUAAACAUUGUUCGAUAAUAUACAUAUAAUACAUAUUCAAUGCACCAGCGAUUCCACUAAAAAUCACAAAGGACACAUUGAAUCCUUUGAUUAGUUUAACUUUGAAUGCAAUGUUUGUUUGCACUUAAAGUAAUUCCUUAUAUUUUUCAUCAUCCCUCAAUACUGAAAUACAAAAAUAACAAAUAAAACCAUCCAGUCUUACUCUA